Drosophila erecta is the source of this 2155-nucleotide messenger RNA. It is a transcript of the gene TyrRII, whose product is annotated as probable G-protein coupled receptor No18. The record is from RefSeq and is a predicted model, not a curated record. NCBI's taxonomy places the organism in Eukaryota, Metazoa, Arthropoda, Insecta, Diptera, Drosophilidae. Gene Ontology annotation, biological process: adenylate cyclase-activating adrenergic receptor signaling pathway. Bases 21 to 1760 code for a protein of 579 amino acids. Gene Ontology annotation, cellular component: membrane. Gene Ontology annotation, molecular function: G protein-coupled receptor activity. The transcript is spliced from 5 exons.
AGCCUGAGUUAUCCGACGGCAUGGCGGCACUGGAACAUCCGGAUGCCGAGCUGCCGUACUCCAAGCUGCUGUCAACGGCGCUGACUGUGGCCACUGGAAACUCGAGCUCCUCGGAUGGCAGUUGGCUGCUCCUCCAGGCCACUGCGGCACCAGCUGGCGAAGUGAUGGCCACCGGAGCCGAGAAGAUGGGUGUGCCCUCGAUGAACUCCUACCUGGUGAGCAUGGCGUGGCCCAAAUCGCUGGCGGUGGCCGUCUUCCUGGUCAUCAUCCUCGUCACCGUGGUGGGCAACACACUCGUCAUCCUCGCCGUUCUGACCACACGCCGCCUGCGCACGGUCACCAACUGUUUCGUGAUGAACUUGGCCAUCACCGACUGGCUGGUCGGGACCUGCGUGAUGCCUCCGUCGGUGGUUCUCUACAUAACAGGCACCUGGCGCUUUGGCUGGAUACUGUGCGACAUUUGGAUCUCGCUGGACAUCCUGCUCUGCACCGGCUCCAUCCUCAGCCUGUGCGCCAUCAGUCUGGACAGGUAUCUCGCCGUCACACAGCCACUGACGUACUCCAAGAAGCGCCGCUCCAAGCGACUGGCCCUCCUCAUGAUUCUCGUCGUGUGGAUAACGGCCCUGUCAAUCACAUGUCCACCCUAUUUGGGCUGGUACGAGGCUGGGCGGCACCAGGCGGAGUUCGUGGACUGCCGCUACAACCAAAACAAGGGCUACGUGGUCUUCUCGGCGAUGGGAUCGUUCUUCAUACCGCUCACCGUGAUGCUGUACGUCUACGUUAAGAUUGGUUAUGUCCUCACGUCACGGCGACAGCGCAUUGUGCGCGAUGCGCACUCGGAGCGCACGGCGGACUACGAUGUGGACGGGGACAACUUCAUCUCGGAGUCGGAGCACUAUCACUGCACGCCAACCAAGUGGCUGCCGAGCAGAAGGUCUCGCUGGAGGUUCAACUCCCUGCACGACCCAGCCAGCGCCACCACGAAUGCGGCCAAGGGACACCAGUCGUCCGUCAAGUGCGCCAAGUGCUCCUCUGCCACUGGAACUGCAGCUGGAGCUGCACCUGGCGCUGGCGCUGGCGUUGGAGCUGGAACUGGAGCUGGAGUGGCGGACAAAACGCUGACGUUCAAGCACCAGCCCACUUUCUACGAGCUGGUCGAGGUGUCGCGCCUCUCGUCGCUCAUCCACUGCUCGGCAAUUAGCUGCAAGUACGGAGGACCCUGCAUGCACUCCACGCCCUCGGGGAUGCACUACGUGGGCACGGAGGCCUCCUUCUCGGACACCUGCCUGGGUGGCACUGCGAGUAACACCACCACCUCCAACACCGCCGCUCUGGACACCAAUGAGAAGCUGGAGGCGGAGGCGCAGCAAAAGCAGCAGCAGCAGCAGCACCACCACCACCAUGGCACCCAAAGCCAUCACAGCCAUCACAACCAUCACCACCGCAUGCCGAUGCGAGUUUCGACCACGAAACGUGAUAGCAAGACCGCCAAGACCCUGACUAUUGUGAUGGGCGGCCUAAUUGCUUGCUGGCUGCCCUUCUUCGUCUACUAUCUGCUGAUUCCCUUCCUGCCGCGAGCCGCCGUCCUCGAGGACCUCAUGUUCGGCUUCACCUGGAUUGGCUGGGUCAACUGCGCCAUCAACCCGUUCAUCUACGCCUUCUACAAUCCGGACUUUCGCACUGCCUUCUGGCGGCUCACUUGUCGCCCCAUUUGCAAGCAGAAGCGUCCGCCCAACCACCUGGCCAUGUUCCGUGGCUAGUUUCCGGCUGCAGAUGCGAUGCGGAUGGGGAUCCGGAGCCUAACCGGUUUCCGAAUCACUGAGCACUUGAGUGUCGCCGUCUCCAGUCGCACAAUCGACGCUCACUUGGGUGCUGGGGGAAAUAUCUCAGGCAUAUCCUUAACUUUUCGCCGUGCUGGUUCACCGACUUCAUUGUAAUUACCUUACACGCAAAACAUUUGUGCUAAUUAGUGGCCUCACUGUUUACUCACAUUUUAAUCUCUUGAAAAGCAGAACCAGUAGUGCCCAGCAAGGACAUCAAAUUGACUCUAGUAGAUACAAUUGAAUUUCAGAAGUACAACUACUUGUAUCCCUUACUAUUACACUUCACUUGUUCUUAUAAUUAAAUCGAUUGAGGAUGAUGGUAAUGAAAUAUU